AUGUCGAGGGACCCCAACGUUAUUCGUAUCAAGCCCUACCACUACAUUCACGUUCUGGACAACAACACGAACGUGACUCGCGUGGAGGUGGGUCCUAACACAUACACCAGGCAGGAUGCCAAGAACCAGCCCGUCUUCGAUGGCCACCACAACGUCAAGGUGCGCUUCGGAGACGAGGAGAUUCGCUUCGAGCAGGAGCCCUUCCCGCUCUACCCGGGCGAGCUCCUGCGCGGCAAGGUGAGCGCGCUCCAGGUGGUGGGUCCCGAUGCCGCGCUUCGCCUGCGCGCGAUCCGCGAUUUCGAGGACAAGGUCGCCGGCGACGAGUGGCUCUUCCGUGGCCCGGCCACCUACAAGCCGCGCGUCGAGGUGCAGGUCGUCGAGAUCAUCCGCUCGACCAUCGUCAAGCCCAACACGGCGCUCAAGCUGCGCGCGCGCAAGGCCGCCGUCGACUCGGCCGGCACCAAGCGUGAGGCCGGCGAGGAGUGGCUCGUGCGCACCGUGGGCGCCUACCUGCCCGGCGUCGACGAGGAGAUCGUCCAGACCGUGCCCGCCAAAGUGCUGACCGACAAGAAGGCGCUGCACCUGCGCGCCACCAAGACCUUCACCGACGUGUACGGCACCAAGCGCAAGGCCGGCGAGGAGUGGCUCGUGACGCUCGACGACGCCGAGACCCACCUGCCCGACGUGUACGAGGAGGUCGUGGGCGAGGUGCGCAUCACCACGCUGUCCAACCGUCAGUACACGGUCGUGCUCGACCCGCUCGACAAGAACGGCCACCCGCAGCUGGGCCUCAAGCACCUGCGCGUCGGCCCGGCCUCCUUCUUCCUCCGCCCCGGAGAGAGGCUCGAGGCCGGCAUCCAGAACAUCUACGUUCUCGCCGCCGAGGAGGCGCUGCUCCUGCGCUCGCGCGAGGCCUACCAGGACGGUGCCCUGGCGCGCAAGCCCGGCGACCGCUGGAUGAUCGUCGGCCCGUGCGACUACGUGCCGCCGAUCGAGGUGGACGUGCUCGAGACCCGCCGCUCGAUCCCGCUCGACGAGAACGAGGGCAUCUACGUGCGCGACCUCAACACCGGUAAGGUGCGCGCCGUCAUCGGCGAGUCCUACAUGCUCAAGGCCGACGAGGAGCUCUGGGAGAAGCAGCUGCCCCAGGUCGUCGAGGACCUGCUCUCGCGCGAGCGCACCUCGGGCGAGGUCCGCUCGGCCACCUGGUCCAACGCCCGCGGUGGCGUCCAGCCCGCCGUGUCCGCCCGCGACAAGACCCGUCUCGUCACCUACCGCGCGCCCCACGGUGCCGCCGUGCAGAUUUAUGACUACAAGGAGAAGAAGGCCCGCAUCGUGUUCGGCCCCGAGCUCGUCACGCUCGGCCCCGAGGAGCAGUUCACCGUGGCCGACCUGUCGGGCGACGUGCCCAAGCGCCCCAACGUGAUCAAGUCGCUCGCGCUCCAGCUCGGCCCCGACUACAUGACCGAUAUCGUCACCGUCGAGACCGCCGACCACGCGCGUCUCUCGCUCAAGCUCUCCUACAACUGGCACUUUGAGGUCGACAAGGCCAACCCGCAGUCGGCCGCCUCGAUCUUCCGCGUGCCCGACUUUGUCGGCGACGGCUGCAAGGCCAUCGCCUCGCGCGUGCGUGGCGCCGUCGCGCAGGCCUCGUUCGACGACUUCCACAAGAUGUCGUCGGACGUCAUCCGCGCCGCCGUCAGGAACAGGUUCUUCUUCUCGGCCAACCACCUGGUGAUCACCAACAUCGAUAUCCAGUCGGUCGAGCCCGUCGACCAGCGCACCCGCGACUCGCUCCAGAAGUCGGUCCAGCUCGCCAUCGAGAUCACCACCAAGUCGCAGGAGGCCUCGGCCAAGCACGAGGCCGCGCGCCUCGAGCAGGAGGCCAAGGGUCGCCUCGAGCGCCAGAAGAUUAACGACGAGGCCGAGGCUGAGAAGGCCCGCAAGAGCCUGCUCCAGCUCCAGGCCCAGAGCGCCGCCGUCGAGUCCACCGGUCAGGCCACCGCCGAGGCCAAGGCCCGCGCCGAGGCCGCCCAGAUCGAGGGCGAGGCCGCCGUCACCAUGUCCAAGCUCAAGGCCCAGUCCACCAAGAUCAAGUCCGCCGACUCGAGCAGCUCAAGAAGAAGCAGUUCCAGGAGAUCGACCACCGCAAGGCCAUGGCCGAGCUCGAGGUCAACAAGGCCAGAGAGCUGGCUGCCAUCGAGUCCAAGAAGUUCUCGGAGAUCGUCGACGCCAUCGGUGCCGAGACCAUCAAGAAGAUCGCCCAGGCCGGCCCCGAGAUGCAGGCCAAGCUGCUCCAGGGCCUGGGCCUCAAGAGCCUCAUGA
This is a messenger RNA of Acanthamoeba castellanii str. Neff, 2325 nucleotides long. Its product is annotated as Major Vault Protein repeatcontaining protein. Lineage: Eukaryota; Discosea; Longamoebia; Acanthamoebidae. Gene Ontology annotation, cellular component: nucleus; cytoplasm. The coding region runs from base 1 to 2325 and encodes 774 amino acids. The record is from RefSeq and is a predicted model, not a curated record. The transcript has 3 exons.